Messenger RNA from Penaeus vannamei (Pacific white shrimp), 1150 nucleotides. RefSeq names its product carbohydrate sulfotransferase 11. Gene Ontology annotation, cellular component: membrane. Gene Ontology annotation, biological process: carbohydrate biosynthetic process. Gene Ontology annotation, molecular function: sulfotransferase activity. NCBI's taxonomy places the organism in Eukaryota, Metazoa, Arthropoda, Malacostraca, Decapoda, Penaeidae. The record is from RefSeq and is a predicted model, not a curated record.
AUGGCCCGCCUGCCCCGGAAACUGAUCAUCACAAUCGUUUACAUGUAUUGUCUCCUGCUUGUAUAUCGCCUGCAAGACGCCCAUCAGAGUGCGAGCGAGGAGCGGGCGCGGAUCGAGAGCGAGUGGGCCGCCCGCGCCCGCGGUGUCCGCGAGGGCUGCGCCGCAGCCCGCGACUCGCUCCCACUGACGAAACUGCAGAAGAACGCCCUCGCCGCCGCCCGCGUCGACGCCAAGUUGGCCGCCCACUACGAGCGCCUUCACCUCAAGAGCCUCCUCGGCGCCCUGCUCUACGUGCCCAAACGGAACUUCACCUGGUGCAUCAUGCCCAAGGUUGCCUCGACGUCCUGGGCGCUGGCUCUUCUGCAGCUGGAGGGUUACGGCGAGGAGGACCUGCAGGAGACCGGAGAGCCCCCGCAGGUCGCUCUUCGGAAUCUGCUCAGGCCCGUCCAGCCCGACCAGAUGAACGCGACCGUGCAGCCGUCCCUCAAGUUCCUCUUCGUGCGGCAUCCGCUCGAGCGCGUCGUCUCCGCCUACAGGAACAAGCUCGAGGACUCGUUCGCCUACCACGACGGCGAACACUUCUACAGGACCUACGGCAGGAGCAUCGUGCAGGGGUUCCGACAGAGGAAGAAGUUCAAGAUCCUUCUGGACGCCGGCGACGACCCUGGCGACGGCGACGACUACCGGAGGGAGCCCACGUUCGAGGAGUUCGUCGACUACCUUCUGGGCACGGAGGUGGUGGACUACGACGAGCACUGGAAGCCCAUGUGGCUGCAGUGCCACGUGUGCGACCUCGAGUACGACUACAUCAUCAAAUACGAGGCCUUCCAGGAGGAGAGUGAGUACUUCCUGCGCCUGCUGAAGGAGAGGAAGCACGUGCCCGAGAGCUUUGACCUCCGCUGGGAGAACAAGGGCGGCACGGACAAGGGCGCGACGCUCGAGUACCUGAGCAAGAUUAGCGAGCACAAACGUUGGCUGCUCUACGCGAAGUACCAGGAGGACUUCAGCCUUUUCGGCUACACGAUGGAGGGCUACACCGAAGCGAUCCCUCCUGAACUUUCCAUGCACACGAACGAUUUGCAUUAGAUGUCACAUGACCUUCUGGGCUGUAUUUAUUUUCGAAUUCUAAGAAUAAACAGGUAUUUAUAAA